CUUCACGAACAAACGGAAGAACAAAAAAAAAUCUGUGAGAGCGACCAAAUCAAAUCAAUCGGAGAUAUGACAGAGAAAAAGGAAACUGUGCCACCGGAGUACGAUGUGAAUGCUAAGUGGGACGCAUGUCUCGAUCUCACCGUCCGCCGCUUCGUUUACUCUUCCCUCGGCGGCGCAUUCGCCGGUCUUCUUCUCUUCAGGAGUCCCGUUACAAGAUGGUCAUCGAUAGCUUUGGGUGCUGGAAUUGGUAUUGGCUCUGCUUACACUGAUUGCUCUCGUUCUUUCGACGCACCUUCUUCGCCUUCAACAGAGACUUCUGUAUCUCAGGCUGCGGACGAGUAGAAGAAACGCAUGCAAAGAUCGGGUGUAUUUAGAAACAGAGCUAUCACGCAAUUGAAUUGUUUCCUUAAACCUGCAAUGACCAAGUCAUUUGAGAUAAUUUCACAUGUAAAAACCUUCCUUUUUUAAAAAAAACGUGUGUUAUCUCUUUCACUCA
Molecule: messenger RNA, 496 nt
Organism: Camelina sativa (false flax)
Lineage: Eukaryota; Viridiplantae; Streptophyta; Magnoliopsida; Brassicales; Brassicaceae
Product: MICOS complex subunit MIC10
Cellular component (GO): mitochondrion; mitochondrial inner membrane; MICOS complex
Source: RefSeq, a predicted model, not a curated record